GUACCAAAAUCUCAACCUAUUCCCUCUUUCUUUCCUUUCCUCGUAGGAAAAUGGAGUCAUCUAAAAUAACAUGUCUUCUUUUCAUUUCCAUGCUUUUCCUUUCUUCAUUCACUCCCAUUCUUGGUUGUGGAUAUUGUGGAAAACCCUCUCACAAACCCAAAAAGCCCAAAACUCCCUCUCCAAGUAUUAAACCCCCUAUCAAUUUGCCACCCAUUGGAAUUCCACCAGUGACAGUUCCACCGAUUGUAAAACCACCCAUCAACUUGCCACCCGUUGUUCCACCAGUUAUUAAGCCGCCUAUCGGAAUUCCACCAGUGACAGUUCCACCAGUUGUAAAACCACCCAUCAAUUUGCCACCUGUUGUUCCACCAGUUAUUAAGCCACCUAUCGGAAUUCCACCAGUGACAGUUCCACCGGUUAUUAAACCUCCUAUCAACUUGCCACCCAUUAUUCCACCAGUUAUUAAGCCACCUAUCGGAAUUCCACCGGUGACAGUUCCACCAGUUGUUAAGCCACCAAUUGGUAUACCACCUAUUGUAAAACCUCCUAUCAACUUGCCACCUAUAGGAAUUCCGCCAGUGACAGUUCCACCAAUUACUGUUCCUCCAGUUACACCAUCCCCAAAAGGAAAACCAUGCCCUCCACCAACAACAACAAAGGCAACAUGCCCAAUUGACACACUAAAACUUGGAGCUUGUGUAGAUCUUCUUGGUGGGCUAGUUCAUAUUGGAAUUGGUGAUCCCGCCGUUAAUGAAUGUUGUCCAAUUCUACAGGGACUUGUGGAACUUGAAGCUGCUGCUUGCCUUUGCACAACACUUAAAGUCAAGCUUCUUAACCUUAAAAUCUAUGUCCCUCUUGCUCUUCAGCUCCUUGUUACCUGUGGGAAGACUCCACCACCUGGCUACACUUGCUCUCUCUAGAUUUAAGGUUCCAAGCUAAGAUUUGAAGGAUUAAUUGCCUGGAUCGACAUGAGAGGAUGUCGAGUUUCUUGAUUUAUUUUCUCUUCCUCUUCCCUCAAAAUUGUAUCUUUGUGGAUUGUGCUAUUGUUGAAUAGCGAUUUAUUUAUGAAAUUAUUUCAGUGUAUUAUUGUUUCAAUGUCAUUUGUUGCAAAGAAGUGAAGAACCAAGUAAAUUUUUAUCUUUAAGUGGA
Nicotiana tabacum (common tobacco) is the source of this 1149-nucleotide messenger RNA. The record is from RefSeq and is a predicted model, not a curated record. NCBI's taxonomy places the organism in Eukaryota, Viridiplantae, Streptophyta, Magnoliopsida, Solanales, Solanaceae.